AAAAAUAGGCCAAAUAAGGCCAAACAUGUCUGGUCCAAAGUUCACGUAGUGAGGACAGUCACCAACUUGCAAUUGGUGCUGUCACUGGCGUCCUUGAUUUUGUUUCGCGUCUGAGUCUGAAGACUGCUUCGAUAGCACUCCACACCCAGGCCUUCUUUGGAUCACAUGGGUCGGUCCAUACGCCGACCUCUACUACGCGACUUUUUUACUCCGACCGCGAGACAGUGGAAAGGCAAAGAGAAAGCGGUAGACCAGGAUGUGGAUUACGCUCAGUGCGCCGAAUGUGCCGAAUGGCUCUUGGGAGUAACACACGAAUCAUGCUGCGUCAUGAGGCACUCCGUUUGGUGUCCGAGACGAAAUCAUAUAUCAAUGAUCAAUGACGCUGUUCCCCGUCGACCGCAAACAUUGAGUCAUUCUGCAAGUCCUUCAAAUAUCCGCCGCUAUUCCUCAUCUCUUCCAUCGUGUUCAAAUUCUCCACAAUUUAAUCAUCUCUUGACGACUUCGUCGUCGCCGAGUCCCGAAAAAUGGGACGUCCAAACCUCUCCUUUGAACCACUUCCUGUCUCUCCUGCAAGGAAAUCACCCAUUUAACUUGGAUGAUGCAUGGAAUGCUUACCAGCUGCUCAUUGCCUCUGACGACUACCAACAUCUGAAACCGUUAGAUGUCUUAAACUUUGCUCAAAAGCUCUCUACUGCUAUAGAGGCAGGUGGUGAGGACAAUGGCGUUUCAUACUUGCAAAGAUGGGGCACACGACUUGCUGCGCUGAAUGAGCGGCUGGAGUCCAUAUUCGAGAAGCAUUCGAGCGAAGACGUUAUGAGGUUAAAACUCGUAGCGAGGGGCUCGGCAUUUGUAGGAGAUUUGGACCAUGCAAUCGCUACCACCCACGAAUUAUCGGAUCUACUUAUUGACGGGCGGAGAGAGGAAUUAUUGGAAAUCUAUGGAACCCUUAUACGGUCAAUGGCACUUCAUCAAGAUGGCGAGCACGUCCUGGAUUUUAUUCUUGCAGAGUGGGCCAAUAUCGGGAUGCAUCUCUUACCUCUUUCUACUCGUUUGCAGUCUUUGGGCAUUCCCGUAAAACCCUCAUCGUUCCAAGAUACGAUUUACUCGAUUUUGGCCAACAUACCGGAUGCCGCGUCUCUAUUGGCCAAGCGACGACACUGGAGUUCGGAGACGCGGCAGCGUAUUGGAGUCCUGCUGCUGGACGUAUUAUGGCAGGAAACCCUGGCAGAGGACGCGUAUGCAUUGCUGAAAGAAAUGCGAGCGCAGCGAAUGUCGAUACAAGUUGACGUGCAAUUACGAGUGGUCCGCUCGCUUGUUCGCGCUGACUCUUUCAUUCGUGCCAAUGAGCUGUAUAGAACCAUAUCAGAGUCGACGAGCACCCGGCAUAAAUUUUUCAUCUCUACUGGGAUGCUCCUCGCGGCACACCAGGGUGACAUCGACCGCACCGAGGAGUACUAUUCUCAACUCGACACAGCACGGUGGAUUACGUCGCAGGACAGAGCCACUCUUAUGCAUGCAUAUGCAGUUGCCGGACGAGUGGGCAAAGUCGUCGAACUAUUUCACGAGUUCUUUUCUGGCCCAAAGAAUUCACGGGUCGGAGCAAAGCCUUCAAUCGUGCAUUACAGCAUUGUGGUCUAUGCACACGCAGAGCGCGCGGAUUACGACGGGCUCAAUUUUUGGCUUCAGGCUAUGUCGAAAGCUGGACACACUCCUGAUAUCUACGUCUACAGCAUCAUCCUCAAAAGCUUUGCUGCUCGUGGAGAAGUAGAAUCUGUCUCUGCCGUUUUGGACCAGAUGCGCGCUGCCAAAAUUAUGCCCACCCGUGUCUUGUACACAACUGUCAUAUCUCUUCUCGCACAUAGGAAGGACCCCGUAUCCGCGGAAGCCAUUUACAAACGUGCAUUACGUGAAGGGAUAGCUCCUGAUCGCAAAAUGAUCACCUCUCUUAUGAAUACCCACGUAGAAGCUGGUUCUUGGACGGGAGUAGUGCGCGUUUUUGACUACCUCAAAUCAUCACGAAAUCCUCGCCUUCGGCUAUCAGUAGAAGUCUACAAUACCCUGUUGAAGGCCUACGUCCUUAUCGGCGCCCCUUUUCAGGUCGUCUCUACAAUAUUUCGCAAGCUUGAAGCCAUGGGCAUACAGCCGAAUGGACGGAUGUAUACCCUCAUCAUCCAGUCGGCCUGCGACGCAGGAUACAUGAACAUCGCCAACAGGAUUUUUGCCGAGAUGCAAUCAGCCUCAAAAGACUGGCAGACAACUUACCGCGUUGAUGCCUUCGUGUUGACGAUCAUCAUGGCUGGUCAUUUACGACUGGGUGACAAGCGUAGUGCAAAGGCAGUUUAUGACGACAUGUGCGAGCGAGGCAUUCAACCUACAUCCGCCACAUUCUACCAUAUCCUUCGCGCUUAUGGUAACGAGAGAACCGAAGAAAGCCUCCAAAUUGCAGAGGUCUUCUUGAAGACCAUCAUGGCUGGUGAGUCUUCGGCGUCGUGGAUCCCUCCUCAGACUCGCGCAGCAGCGCUUGAGCACGUCCAUGGACCCCUCAUGCUUGCGUAUACGAAAACUGAUAAACCGGAGGAGGUGGAGCGGUUGUUCCAAUCUAUGUUGGAUGCGGGCGGAGAACCUUCGUUGGCCAGCUUGGCAGUGCUCCUCGAUGCCUACCGUCGCUCUGGUGACAUUGAAGCCGUCCAUGGGCUUUGGCCACAGAUAUGGCAACUCGCCUUACGUCUUUCGAAGACAGAUUCUCUUUUCGAUGGAGAAGAUAACACCCCUUCCGACCCCACGAAACGUCAGGGUAAUCUUCUUCUCUGUGCACCCCUAUCCAUCUAUAUUGAUGCACUUUCUGCGGCUGGGGAACACUUUGUGAUUGCCGAGAUGUGGGGGAAAGCGAGAUCUCAUGGUUUCAGCUUCGAUUCACAUAACUGGAACCAUUUGGCGGUGGCCCUGGUCCGUGCGGCAGAGCCGGAGCGGGCCUUCGAAAUAGUUGAGCGAGUAUUGCUACCCUAUCAGCGUCAGAGCGAGGCUGUACUCCGUGACAGAGGUUUAUUUCCUGAUUCCCUCUUCGCCUUCGAUACCAAGCCCGCAGAUGUCAGUAAACCAGUUUCUCAGUCGCCGAUGCACCGGAGUGAGCGCCGAGCUUAUCAGUCGAAAAUGGCUACGAAGAGAUCCGGUGACGCGCUAGAAAUGGAUCCAACCUCGGAUGAUUUUGCUCAUCCAUUACACAUACUACACCAGAUAUCCCCUUCCUGGAAUGUUUGGCGCCCCCAUCGUGCUGUACUUGUCCUGCUGUCAGGUGUGCUGCGCCAUCUGGAAUCUGGGAUGUUUGUCCAGCCGAUGGGAGACCGUAGCUCAGCGCCACAGGCACUAGACCCUGACUCUGACGACGCUUUCACUCGUGGAAACCUUGCGCGAGAAAUGCUUGACCGCAUUUAUCUCAAUUAUCCUGACACAAUUCACGCUAUUCGCUUGCACGAGCGUUGGAUUGCAAGGAAAUCUUCGUUGACGACACAGGACGAUGGGUGGUAGACGAAGGUACAUGGCACCAAGUACGGAGUACAUUGCGAGGUAGAGGAGGCAUUAGUGAUGCAGUGGUGAUUACAUUGUCUGAACACGAAGAUCCAAAGGCAGUACGGUGUUACGUGACUCCCAUCAACUAUCUUCUGACUCAUCAGAGGGGUCGGAAUCGCCAUCUCGUCGUCGUCGCCCAUGCUUGUUAGUUCCGUGGCGAUUUCGCUACAAUGAUAGCGAGUUUCUAAGCCUCCGGCUCAGACGGAGGAUGGAAGGAUCUUACCAGCGGUAGUU
Molecule: messenger RNA, 3801 nt
Organism: Suillus fuscotomentosus
Lineage: Eukaryota; Fungi; Basidiomycota; Agaricomycetes; Boletales; Suillaceae
Exons: 4
Coding region: 166-3525 (1119 amino acids)
Molecular function (GO): protein binding
Source: RefSeq, a predicted model, not a curated record